AUGUUUCAUUUAUCCAUCAAGUGGGAUUUGACACGAACCCAUUGCAAUCGACCUCCUACACAUCCAAGGGCCUACAAGUUCUGGAUUACACAUACAGAUAUUCUACCAUGGCUUGCCGGUCAAACUAUUUCCCACAUCACUUUCUUUACAAGCUGGGAAAGUGAAGGCUCAGGGAGUUCAAAGAGCAGAGCAAAGCCUGACGAGCCUCGUUAUAUUGGCUUUAAUAUCAAAACGGAAUGUGUGCGAAUUCGAACUCUCAGUUCACCGGAUAAAGUCUUUCCACGGCAACUAAACCUUGAUGGCCUUCUCGAUUUCUUUACAAAAGUUGCGAAUGAUAUAUUUGUUUGUGGUCGAGUAUACGGUGGGAGUCGCGUUGCGGUGGUUUCAACCGCGAGAUAUAACCCGACGCUCGAUGGUAAGCAGAAUAUCGACCGUGAGCACAACUGGCCAGCAUCACACUGUCAAGAAUAUGUUAAUUCAUAUGUUGAUGGUUCAAGACCCAUAAAGAGAACGAAAAAUUUCAAAUUCUGCACAGGGGAGUGGGCCUGA
This is a messenger RNA of Paracoccidioides lutzii Pb01, 549 nucleotides long. RefSeq lists its product as hypothetical. The coding region runs from base 1 to 549 and encodes 182 amino acids. Gene Ontology annotation, molecular function: metallopeptidase activity. The transcript is spliced from 2 exons. The record is from RefSeq and is a predicted model, not a curated record.